Messenger RNA from Trichoderma citrinoviride, 885 nucleotides. Its product is annotated as aquaporin-like protein. Gene Ontology annotation, biological process: transmembrane transport. Lineage: Eukaryota; Fungi; Ascomycota; Sordariomycetes; Hypocreales; Hypocreaceae. Gene Ontology annotation, molecular function: channel activity. The transcript has 5 exons. The coding region runs from base 1 to 885 and encodes 294 amino acids. The record is from RefSeq and is a predicted model, not a curated record. Gene Ontology annotation, cellular component: membrane.
AUGGAUCUGGCGACCUUUGACGGAUCCUUUGCGCCGGCGGUGCGGCCGCGAGGCGUGAGGCUGACGCCGUGGUAUCGUAGCCGAGACUAUUUUGUCGGGCAGUGGCUGGACGUGUCUGUGUGGAAGUCAGCAGUUGUCGAAAUGAUCGCAACUUCAUGCCUCGUCUUCAUCUCCGGCCAAAUUACCGCUACCAUAGAGGGCUACGGGACACCGCAGGUCGGCGGCUACAUUGGCAUUUCCAACAUCAUCUUGUUGUCGACCUUCAUCUACGCCACGGCGCCUGCUUCCGGUGGCCACCUGAAUCCGCUAAUCACCUUUUCGGCGAUUCUCACGGGUCUCUGUUCCGUGCCUAGAGGCAUUCUCUACCUCUCUGGGCAAACUCUUGGAGGCGCCCUUGCCGGCGGACUUCUCUUGGGCGUCUGGGGCCGUGAACGAGCAACUAGCCUGCAAGGUGGCGGCUGCUGGUACGACCCAUCGCAGGCAUCUCCCGGUCAAGUCUACCUCAACGAAGCCUUCUCCUCAUUCGUCCUCCUCUUCCUCUCAUUCGGCGUCGGACUCGAUCCCCGGCAGGCCGCCCUCUUUGGCCCCCGGAUGGGCCCUCUUCUGGUUGGCGCGUCCUUGGGCUUGGUGACGUUCUCGUCGAGUGGUAUCAUCCCCGGCUAUGCUGGAGCGCAGAUGAACCCCUCGAGGUGCCUGGCUUAUGGCAUCGCAAGACGGAACAUGACAUACCAAUGGGUAUGGUGGUUUGGACCGGCGGUGGGGGCUCUCAUGAUGGCGGUCUUUUACAAUCUGAUCCCGCCGCAUCACACGGAACUGACGAAGCAAAAGAGCAAAGAGACUGAGCCAGACACGAUGGCUGGGCACACUGACAUACCCGUGGUGUGA